UCUUUGACCACCCGCUAUGAUGAGAGCUUUGAGAAGCUUAAGGCUCAUAUCAAGAAGCAACCUCCUGCUGCUUCUACUGAUCCAAGUCCUUCUACCUGUAAACUGGUUGCUCGUUCUUCACAACCAAAAAAGAAACCGGUUAAGCUUGAACCAGUGAAACGACCUCUUCGCGAAGCUUCUCAUUCUGUUUCCGUCGAGUCCUUAUCUUUUGACCAUUCAAAAGAUUCUGAGCGCCAGGCGUAUGAAAGUCGUUCCCGAGGCGACAAAACGGAUGACCAUACCACUUCUGCAUCAUUGGCAUCAGAAACUAAUGAGAACAAUGUUGAAACUAUGGAGAAGAACAUCCAGGAAACAAUUCAUAUAAAUGCUGGGCAGAAAUCGGAUGAGGACCAUAUUCAAACCUCGAAGGAAAGCGAGUCAGGGAAAAGCAAUGCGCAGCUCUUAUCUCCAAUAGUAUCUACUCCGUCGCCCUCAUCUCCCAUCUUCGAUGAAACGGAUAAGCUCCUGGAUGUUCUCAAAGACUCCAUUCCGUCUUUUGACCUUGGUCUUUCCCAACCUCUGAGGAACAACAACUCGAUGAAGGAAACAUGUCUAAAAUUAAUGUCGACGAUAUUACCUCUGUGUUUCCUAAUGUUUGCCUAUGGACAUCAUUGGGUUGUUGUGCUCCACGAUCUGCACCUUCGUCAAAUAGUUGUAUACGAGAGUAUGGAAUACCGUCACUGCCCAUUAUCAUUCCAAACGGAAUUCCAGUCUCUUACCAUAGUGCUUCCUUACCUGAUUAGACAAGCAGCCGCUAACAACCUUAUGGAAACCAUCAAACUUACUCUGUUUGUGCUUGCCGCUGAUGCUGACAUCCUCUCACUUCUGUUUAUAGAACUUCACGCAGAUAACCGUAUACACAACACUGCAACCAUCACCGAUUCACAAAUACAGCAAGCACGAGUUAACUACAUCUUAUCUACUUAUGAGAUAUACGCCUAU
Molecule: messenger RNA, 981 nt
Organism: Thlaspi arvense
Lineage: Eukaryota; Viridiplantae; Streptophyta; Magnoliopsida; Brassicales; Brassicaceae
Source: the annotation of a GenBank genome assembly